Molecule: messenger RNA, 1113 nt
Organism: Tilletiaria anomala UBC 951
Lineage: Eukaryota; Fungi; Basidiomycota; Exobasidiomycetes; Georgefischeriales; Tilletiariaceae
Product: JmjC-domain-containing protein
Exons: 3
Biological process (GO): chromatin remodeling
Cellular component (GO): nucleus
Molecular function (GO): histone H3K9 demethylase activity; histone H3K36 demethylase activity
Source: RefSeq, a predicted model, not a curated record
GAGGACGGCAUCCCCGUGUUCGUGCCGACAAUGGAGCAGUUUGUCGAUUUCUACGCGUAUAUGUCCGCUAUCGACGCGUGGGGCAUGCGAUCCGGCAUCGUCAAGGUCAUCCCGCCCAAGGAGUGGGUCGAGGCGCUGCCGUCCAUCCGUCAGUCGGACAUCGUCGCCGCCUCCGACGCGGCUGUGGCUGUGGCGUCGUUGGAGGCGGUGCGCAUCCGCUCGGCGAUUGAGCAGAACUUCACAAUGGCCGGCAGCGGCGUGUGGCGUCAGACGAACGUCGUCAAGCCCGCCAAGGUGGGUAGCAGCGAAUGGCGCAAAGGGCAAGAGCAGUCUCUUCCACGACGAUAUCAUGGGCGCCAGGACGCGGAGCGGCAAGAUCAGGAUGCCAUGAAGGAGGAUGAUAAUGAAGGCGAACAUGUAGACGGGACGGCUGGCUUGGUGGUGCCAAUUGCAAAAGACUGGACGCCGGAAAUCUGCCGUCAGAUCGAGGGCGAGUACUGGCGCGGCCUCAACGGCGGAGCAGCCCCAAUGUACGGCGCGGAUCAAGAGGGCACACUCUUCACGCCUCGCACAAAGAGCUGGAAUGUCGGCUCGCUCGACAACAUCCUCACCCGCUUGCGGCUCAAGGGCCGCCUGCCAGGCGUCACAACGCCCUACCUCUAUCUCGGCAUGUGGCGUGCGACGUUUGCGUGGCACGUGGAGGACAUGGAUCUCUAUUCGAUCAACUACAUCCACUUUGGCGCACCCAAGCAGUGGUACGCGAUCAGGCAGUUCGACCGCCAGCGCUUCGAAAACGUCAUGAAGGCCGCCUUCCCACAGGAUAGCGGCCGCUGCUCGCAGUUCAUGCGCCACAAAUCGUACCUCGCUAGCCCGACGUACCUGCGCGAGCGCGGCAUCGAGCCGCUGCGUCUCGUUCACCAUGCGCAGGAGUUCGUCAUCACGUAUCCGUUCGGCUACCACAGCGGUUACAACCUCGGCUUCAACUGCGCCGAGUCAGUCAACUUUGCCCUUGAGCCGUGGCUCGACAUCGGCCGCAAGGCCAACUACUGUCACUGCGUUGACUACAGCGUACGUGUCAACGUCGAUGCACUGAUCGAGGAGAGCAACGAGAUG